UUUUUAGGGUUUUGAGUGGAUUUAUUUGUUUUGAUUUGUGAUUGUUUUGUGGUUAAUCCCUUAGACCGGAUUUGUAGUUUAUCUGUUUGUUUUUUGGUCAAUGAUUUUGUUUAGAACCAAUGUUUAAUAGGAUUUACCAAAUUUUUUUUUUUUUGGUUAGAAGGAUGUGCCAGAUUAUUUUUAUAAUUCAUUUGAAACUAUUUUUUUUUUCCCUCUACUACCCGGUUCUUUUCUAAAAUUUUGGGGCCCGGGGCCUUAGGCAAUUGCCUAACUCGCCUAAGGGAAGGCCCGGCCCUGGUUGAAAACACAAACACAGCGUGGUGUUUGUUGGUGUGUUUUACUUGCGGAAAAAGAAAAUAUUUUUCUUUUUCCGCAAGUAAAACACUUGCAUGGUAUUUUCUUUUUCCGCAAGUAAAACACUUGCAUGGCAAACAAAUUUUCUUUUUCCGCAAGAUGGCAAACAAGCAAAAAAAUAAAACUAACCGCCGGAUACCAAAAGCCCUAGAUUCGGUAUGUAGUCCUAUAUAAGACAUAUAUGGUCACAACGCCUCUCACAGACCCUCUGCGUCUUAAAGUGGCAGAGAAAACAAAUUUGUUCAAUAUUGUUCUUAGCUUAAGGUGAAGGGUAAUGGGGUUUUCUUUGAUAAAAUUGAUGGGAAGCCAGUUCAUGUCAAGUAGCCAUAACACGAUUGCAGCAAGUAGAAUUUUCAAUUCGAAGAUUGUUCCUUCUGUGGGGUUGGCUGGAGUAAUUGGAGUGCAACAUAUGAUUCAUACAUGUACAAGGAGAUUUUACCAUGCAAAUUUUUCUCAGAAAUUCCUAAACGGUGCAGCUACAACUCCUUCACUUAAUUUGUGGGCACAAAGAUGUCUGAGAUUUUGUAAAAGAAACAAAGGCAGUUUGCUGUUUGGUGCUUUUGCUGCUUGUGUUACUCUUUCUUAUGUGAGAAUACAAAGAGUACCAUACACAAAACAAAUUCAAUUUGUUACCAAAGAAACAACGGAGGAAAGGAGGGCAGAGGAUCGCUGGAAGACGUUUAUGGAGAGAUACAAAGAAGAUUUACUCCCUUUAUCAGACCCUAGGAGUAUUAGGGCACAAUCCGUAGCUACAAAUUUGAUUAGAGCAAUGAAGGUGGGGUUAAGGCUUGAAAAGGAGUGCAAGGUCAAUGGGAAUUCAUGUGAGGAUGGAGUUUUUAGAGAGUAUAGGGUACGUAGCGAGUGGGAAAGAGAUAAUGUAGAUCACCUUAACAGCUUUAAAUAUGAAGGAGGGAAUCUUCUUUCUGAUUGUAAACUUUUAUGGAAACCUAGUACUAAACAUUUGGAUGGAAAAGAUUGGGAAGUUUAUGUGUUGGAUUGCCCUCAUGAAGAAGAUGCUUUACACUUCUGCCACUUCUCCCACUUUAAUAAAAGGAUUGUUAUUCCUAGGGGGUUGCUCGACAGUCUAAAGUCCGAUGCAGAGUUAGCAUUAUUUAUUGGGCAUGAGAUUGGGCAUAUUGUGGGUCGACAUAUAGCAAGAAUUUAUAUCAGGUUUUGCUGGAAUAUCUAUCUUCUCACUCGUAUAUUCGAAGAGAAGUUUGGAUUUGAAGAGUUGUUUUGGGCUUAUACUCGCAGAUGGAAUGAAAGGGAGGCAAAUUAUAUUGGAUUAAUGUUAAUGGCAUCUGCUGGAUAUGACCCUGAAACAAUAAUUGGCGUAUUAGAGAAGUCGGGCCAAACUUUCAAUAAGAAUCUACUAAAAGAGGCCAAAGAAAUGGGAGAAGUGUUUGCUGUGUUCAAGAAAGUAAAAGAUUACAUGAAUUUGAGAAGCGUGAUUUAUAGGAGCAUGCUUGAUUAAUGGAAAUUUAAUGCUUGGUUGGUUUUCUUUUGUUUUUGUUUUUGUUUUUGAGUCUUUUAAGUUUUGACACAUUUCACAGUGGUUACAAUACAUUUCACAGUGGUUUUGAGUCUGUGACCAUUGCUAAUGGCGGUGUUUUGCCUAACAUUCAUCAGAAUUUGUUGCCCAAGAAAGCUGGGAAAGGAAAGGGUGAUAUUGGGUCUGCUUCUCAGGAAUUUUAGGUGUACUGGGUUGUUGGGUUUUGUUAGGUUAUGGGUUUGACAGCUUUGUAAUGAAGUAGCUUUUUGUCAUUUAAAGCUUCACUUGGAGUGAUAAUGAAAUAUUGGGUUUUGUCUCA
Molecule: messenger RNA, 2165 nt
Organism: Quercus robur (English oak)
Lineage: Eukaryota; Viridiplantae; Streptophyta; Magnoliopsida; Fagales; Fagaceae
Exons: 3
Coding region: 629-1828 (399 amino acids)
Cellular component (GO): membrane
Molecular function (GO): metalloendopeptidase activity
Source: RefSeq, a predicted model, not a curated record